GAGUCAGAGCAGAUAACUAGAAAAUAUCAUCCCAAAUCAAUAACCAAUACAACAUAGUUAAAGAAGAGAUCCGGAGCUUCUCUUUGGGUUAAAAAGAAUGGAUCAGAUCCAUUAUUCCAUCGAAAAUGAAAUGCAAGAAAGGUGCAGGGUAGAUAUAUAUAGAAAAUUUCAAGGAAACGGUGCUCUAUGCCAAAUUGAAGAGGGCCUUUUUUUGGGUUCCUUGGGUGAUGCAAGCAAUAAGGGUGCAUUGAAAAGCUCCAAUGUAACGCAUAUCUUAACCGUGGCUAACCUAUCUCUUCCUUUGUAUCCAAAUGAGUUUGCUCAUAAAAUUAUCGAAGUCAUGGACAGGGAAGAUACGAAUCUAAUGCAGUAUUUUGACGAGUGUUUCAGCUUCAUCGAUGAAGCUAAAAGACUAGGUGGUGGUGUGUUGGUUCACUGCUUUAUGGGAAUAUCUAGAAGUGUGACAGUGGUUAUUGCUUAUCUAAUGAAAAAGCAUGGUAUGAGGCUUUCUCAAGCUUUGGAACAUGUAAAGCGUAGACGACCUCAAGCAUCUCCGAAUUCUGGUUUCAUUUUACAGCUGCAACAAUUUGAAAAAACCCUUCGAGGUUGAUCAUUGUUCGGUCACUUCCCUAGGCCCUUGAAGUUCCAUCUGUUGCGUUUGAGUGUAUAGUUUGUGGUUUUUGCUUGCUUUGAUUCUUGGUGAAUUCACUAUAACUUGGACUGAACUUUGUUUGUGUGACUCUUUCUUGUAAUGUAGGUAAGGAAUAUGAAAAGACUCGGCUCAAUCGGUCUGCGUUAGUUUGUCGGUCCAUUUUCUCCUUCUUCAACAAAAAGCAGUGAGAAGAAAGGCCUGGCUUUUUGGCAUUGUUACGAUGCACUCGAUAAAGAUGCUAGUAUAUUGUGUGAUGGUUAAAUGUAAUCAACAUAUACUAGCCAAAUAAACAUGAUCCAAUUUAUUAAACUAUAUAAAUUGGAACAUACAAUAAUAGAAUGGAAAUUUUUCUCAAUUAAAAUGUUAAUAUAUAUAUGAAUUUUUUAUAAA
Molecule: messenger RNA, 1042 nt
Organism: Gossypium raimondii (Peruvian cotton)
Lineage: Eukaryota; Viridiplantae; Streptophyta; Magnoliopsida; Malvales; Malvaceae
Product: dual specificity protein phosphatase 1B
Exons: 5
Coding region: 98-610 (170 amino acids)
Biological process (GO): protein dephosphorylation; negative regulation of MAPK cascade
Cellular component (GO): cytoplasm
Molecular function (GO): MAP kinase tyrosine/serine/threonine phosphatase activity; protein tyrosine/threonine phosphatase activity
Source: RefSeq, a predicted model, not a curated record